CACCUGUCUCCACUUGCGAGGAAAUUGCAAGCCUUGAAACAACCAGAAUCUCAAUAGUUCAGAAAACAUCAACUCGCAUAAUGUCUGAUCGCACCCAACCGUGGAAGGCGUGGCUUGACAAGGAGAAGGAAGAGAAGGAAAAGAAUCCGGAGGCAGCAAGCAAAAAGCCAUGCCUGACAUGGGAGCCUACUCCCGAAGACCCAAGCCUCAAGCCAUGGCUUGCCUGGAACCCAAAUAUCGACAAUGGAGAUGUUGAUCCGAACAAGAAGAUCAUCAAGACACAUGUUAUGGGAGGGUGCUCCACCCCAUCUAAGAAACUUGGCUAAAGUAGGACAAGGGAGUCGGGCACCAGAAGGGGAUGCUGUC
Molecule: messenger RNA, 366 nt
Organism: Mytilinidion resinicola
Lineage: Eukaryota; Fungi; Ascomycota; Dothideomycetes; Mytilinidiales; Mytilinidiaceae
Exons: 3
Coding region: 81-326 (81 amino acids)
Source: RefSeq, a predicted model, not a curated record